Molecule: messenger RNA, 5616 nt
Organism: Fusarium coffeatum
Lineage: Eukaryota; Fungi; Ascomycota; Sordariomycetes; Hypocreales; Nectriaceae
Exons: 6
Coding region: 1-5616 (1871 amino acids)
Biological process (GO): Golgi to endosome transport
Cellular component (GO): trans-Golgi network; endosome
Source: RefSeq, a predicted model, not a curated record
AUGGCUCUCGAGCCCGGGUCUGGUCGUCGCUCAGUAUCUCCAGAGAGUUCAGGUCGAGAAUCUCCCAUUCCACGGCAAUGGAGGAAUCAGCUCGGUGAAGAGGACUAUGCUAUCAAGGAUAAAUCAUAUCGAAAAUAUGCCCACGGAGUUGACAGAGCACUGGUAUUGUUCGAAACUGCUUUAGAAGAAUGGGCCGACUACAUAUCGUUCUUGAACAAGCUUCUUAAAGCUUUGCAAGCCCGUCCAAAAUCAGUCAAUGCGAUUCCCUCCAAGGCGACUGUCGCGAAACGACUCUCGCAAUGUCUUAACCCGUCCCUACCAUCCGGCGUCCACCAAAAAGCACUAGAACUAUACAGUCUGGUAUUCUCAGUCAUUGGAAAAGAUGGUCUGUCAAGGGAUCUUCCCCUAUAUUUACCAGGGCUGGCUACAGUUCUCUCCUUCGCUUCAUUGUCUGUACGAGCACCAUACCUCGAUCUCCUCGAACGUCAUUUCCUCGGCAUCGACCCUCGAUCGCUUCGCCCAGCAAUGAAAUCUAUCAUCCUCGCCUUGCUUCCAGGGUUAGAAGAAGAAACGAGUGAGGAUUUCGAACGGACACUGCGCCUAGUUGAGAGUUUCAAGCAUGCAAUCAGACCAUCUUAUAGCGAAGCGAUCACCGACCAACAUUCUUCGGGUGAUGCAUUCUUCUGGCAAUGCUUUUUUCUGGCUUCGAUAACUAGUCAGAGUCGUCGCUCCGGUGCACUUGCAUACUUGAUACGAUUCUUGCCACCAUUAGGGCCUCAAGCUGCCCCCGACAAGAAUAAGGCAACGUCAACACAGAGCGAUGCCAACGAUGACACUAAGAGCAAACUAGCCAAUAUCGUGACAUCCCCUGAGCCAGGUCUCUUGCUGCGUUGUUUUGCGAGUGGUCUCUCAGAUGAGCAGCUACUCAUCCAGCGUGGUUUCUUGGACCUUUUGGUAUCUCAUCUUCCCUUGAACGCUCAUGUUAUUCAGUCACGGGUCAAACAAGAUGACCUGGAAUUGCUACUUAAAGCCGCUAUCGGUGUGGUCACUCGGCGCGAAAUGAGCUUGAAUAGACGCUUGUGGGCCUGGUUGCUAGGACCUGAACCGAUGGCUGAGCAUGACAACAGUAAUGAGAACCCAAGCAGUCCUUCCGCAGAUCAACAUGGCUUUGCGGCCUCAAGAACCCAUUACUUUGAGGAUUUUGGACUGCGCCCCCUAACAAGAGCUAUCUUACAAAUGAUCGAGAGCAGUUCUCACAAUGCCGCCAGUGAGCGUGCUAAGCCUUACAGGAUAUGUCUUUCAUUGAUGGACAGGUGGGAAAUUGGCGGUCUGGUAGUGCCUGAAGUCUUUCUUCCUAUGAUCGAAAGUGUGCGAUAUUUCAAAGAUCAUGCCUCGAGCAAAUCAGAGUUCAACGAGAUCUUACCAAGUGCCAGCACUUUCUUUGAUGGUAUUGAGAGCGGGCUUAUUUACGGUGAGAUCGCUGGACUUCUUGCGCAGGCUCUGGGACCAGGAUCUCUUAACGCACACGAGCGGAAAGAUAAGCUUUCACUAGUAAGCUUCAUCUUAGCCAACUUCAAUGUCAAGGAGGAAGAAAUGGUUACAAUUCAUGCUCCUCUGUGUUGCUUGGCUGCUCUGGCUAUGCUGGAAGAUUUUAAGGAGCGCGUAUCAUCACAAGAUAGCGCAGAUUCAGAACUUAUUUCCCUGUCCAGCCAGGCACAGAGCGUCGCUCUCUCGCUCUUGGACCUUAUACCAGAACGAGUCUUUCCCGAGUUGACUGAAGACGCAAAGGAUAAGAGCGGAAACUCGACCUUACCUUCGAACGGCGAGAUAUUGAAAAGAUCUCAGAGAUUCUAUGUCAAUGAGCAGGGUAAUGUUGAGACAUGUCCGCCGCCAUUCAAUGCUUUGACUGUAGGACAGACCAUUCUGGAGAAAGCUGCCCAGUUUGUCUGCCUGGGCUUGGGGUCCUCUGAGACUGACCUCAACGCUUGCAUCAGGCUUCUCGUUCUUGCUGUCCACAAAACUCCCAGGACGUACCAGGUUAAGGAGAUACAACUCCUGAAGCUCAUGCAUGGCCUUCUUGAACAACCAGAUGUCAUGGCAUUUUCUUCUUUCUCGGCCAUUCUGCAAUUAUCGACUCAGCUGUACUACGCCGAAAGGAUCGAGACAAAUCAACUUUCAAGCCUGAUACCUCCCCUAGUUCGACAUGCCUGGACAUACCUGUCGGCGUCAGAGCCGAAGUACCACGUAGAAGCAGUCAGAGGUCUGUGGCAACUGCAAUCAGCCCUGACAACAUCUAAUCGCGAUAUCGAAGCGGCGUUGUCUAGUCUAAUCAUCACGCAAAGCACGUCACGCCUGCGUGGUGUUGAGCCCGUAGAUAAGGGUCGUGCUUUGGGUGUGCUAUGGUCACAUACCCUUCAGGAUAAUGCCCCCACUGAGCGGCGAGGUUCAAAAACACCGAUGCAUGAUAUGAAGAUUCUGCCUCGAAUCGCUGGAGCUGAUAAUUACGAAGUUAUGCUUACGCAGCCUUUAUUCCUCAUCCUCGAUGCCCUGGAGGACGAUCGGACCCAACUGUAUAUGACGGUGAAGUCAUGGCUGAAUACAAUGCUAGGCAUCGAUAGGCUUUUUCUAAUGUUUGUUUCCAAGCUAGCCGAGAUACCCCUUUUGCAAACUCUCACCCAAAGUGAUACGAAGAAUGACCAAGUGUCAAUGCCAUUGUCUGAGGACGAAGAUUUGGAUCUUGCUCUUUACUACUUGCGGACUCUAUCCAACAUAUUAGCAUGUGCUGGGGAGAUCUCAUGGAAUGUAAUGGCAUCUAAGCAUGUUUCUUUUCACGGUCAGCACAUACAGAUCAGCUCUGGGGGUGAAGAACACGAGAUGACUCUGCAGGAUUUCUUCGUCAGCGUAUGCAUAAGAUGCAUAACGAGCAACCCUACCGAAACCGUCACUCAAGAAUCCGAGAGUCGUGUCAACCAACUUUACCGUUACGCUCUUAGCCUUCUUCACAAGUUUCUUAACAGCCCUUUUGCUACUCAUCUAUCAGUCCAGCAGCUCGAGAAUGUGUUAAUAGAGCGACUUGAAAAGUCACUUCGAGGUUCUGAUGCAUAUGUACAAGUCCUCUUGCUUGAUGCGGUUUAUGAUACGCUAAAGCUUCGAGAUAUCGCUCCCGCUGAAGCUCCUCCGUCUCCUAUAUCCGAACGGAGACAAUCGUCAUUUGAUCCUCGAGGAAGCAGGCCAUCGCUUUCAGCACCGGAAAACCGACCAGUUACGACGCCCCCACCUCAGCUUCUUCAAUGCCUUCAAGACGGUCUCAGCUCGCCCAGUAGCCGGCCAGUCCUCGAUAGCUGGGUUGUUUUCGUGUCUGAGUGCCUGCCAUUAUACUCGGAUUCUAUUUUCCAGGUAGUCAUUCCUUUGGUCGAGACCCUCUGCAGAGAAAUAGGCACGACUUUUACCAACUUGAGAGAGACAUUCUACUCGAAUGCUCUGUCCCUUGGUAGUGACAAACAAUCCCCCGAGUCCACAUUGAUCUUUCUGCUCAAUGGCCUUGAGCAGGUUCUGGCGAGGGCACAUCAACAGCUUUUGAGUGAGGAGGCUCGGACACAGGUGGUUAAGGGCCCAGACCAACCUCAAUCGCUUUUUGGAAGUAUGGUAUCAAAUGUUUGGCAGUCAGACAGCACUCAAUCUCGCAGCGCUACGGCAAAUGAUCGACUAACAGUUCAUCUGGCUUUCCAAGAUGCGGUCCGCAUUUGCUACAGAAUUUGGACGUGGGGCCAGGGCAACGACUCAACUAAACAGGACCAGGGCUCUUUUGGGUCGUUCAAUUAUACAUCCUUGCGCAUGCGAAAUCGCUCUAGAAGGUUGCUUGAGCACUUAUUUGCUGCGGAGAACCUGGAAUGCCUCGAGACUGUCAUUGCUUCUUGGAAGCAGUCGACCGAGGAAGGAGAGCCAAGCCAGGUUUUUAACAUGCUAUCCGCGUUGGAGGCAUGCCGACCAAAGCACUGUAUUCCCGCUCUCUUCAACGCUAUCUACCGACGCACGAGCGUGGGUAGUGCCGAUCCAGCAUCCAAGUCAACAAUGACAAUCUCAUUGCAAGACACUGACCUUGUCAAGUUCCUUGUUGAAUACACGAGGACACUAGAUGAUGAUGCUAUGGACGAAAUUUGGCAGGACUGUAUGGCUUUCCUGAAAGACCUUCUGACGAAUCCAUUUCCUCAUAGACAAACGCUGCCGAACCUGCUUGAAUUUGCUGCUCUUCUAGGAGAGAAGGUCGAUAAUACGAACUUCGGGGAACAAAGAAGAAUGCGAAAGGAACUAGGGGACACCUUUAUCCGUUUGCUUGCGGCUCUUUUCACUACAAGGCCUAUGGCAUUUGCUGAUCCGGCAAUGUUAAGCAGCGGCAUCCCCAAGUCUGACUCAGGCAACUCUCUCAACGGAUUCGGCGAAGGACCAGAUGAAGUUGUCUCUAUCCUUGCCGGGAUCGUUCCCAAAUUGUCAAAGAUUCUGGUCGAACCUGACAGAGUACUUUCAGCCUCGGCAACUAUUUCCACUAAUGUUAUCGGACCAACACUCAGGGCCAAGGGUUUCCCCGAAAUAGUCUCCAAAAACACCAUGCGUCUUCUUCAUGAGUUAGCAAGAGUUCAUAAUAACCAAAAGAACUGGAAGAAGGACGUUGGAGACGCCUUCAACGACCCUAAGUUCUUCGGAAUGGAUUUGGAUCUUGUGAAAGAUGACUGGCUACCAUUGCUAAAGCAAUGGAGUUUCACCGACAAAGAGAAGAUGCCAGAGAUUGUAGGCCGCAUCAGCUCUCCAUCGACAGCUGGCAUUGUGUUUGGUGUUGGAGCAACGUCGGCUCGCCUUGAAGCUGAUCGCAAGACGCAACUAAAUCUUCGAAGAAUUGCGGCUUUGAUUCUCGCAAGCUCCGAAGACGCAUUUGUUUCGGAUUUGUCCGACAUUUUUGGAAAGCUGGCUGAGCUUCUUGGGGCUUCAUCGACAUCUUCGCCAUCGUCAACUACCCGAGCAGAUAUUUACAUGGUGUUCCGUGCACUUGCUCUCAGGACCAGCGCGAUUCAUCUAGGCAUGCUCUGGCCUGUAGUAAACGCUGAAAUCCAUGCAGCUAUCUCUUCCGUUGCUGCGCCCGACAACAGCGCUGCUUCUGACACUUACACCAACGCUUCGGUUCUCCAGGCCUGCAAGCUACUGGAUCUCCUGAUAUGCGUUGCGCCAGACGAUUUCCAGCUUCACGAAUGGUUGUUUAUCACUGACACUAUCGAUGCUGUAUAUCGACCAUCUACGUAUCAGCCCGUUGCUCUGGUCGACGAGCUUUCCGACGAGCUGGGCGCCACGGUGACCGCUUCGGGAUUCCACUCUUCUUCGGUAGUCAACCCAGUAGUCCAAGGUUCAUCUCGAAGGCCGCUACUUGGACCAGGAGGCAUCAAUGACGAUGUUAGUCUUGACAGAAAGGACGAAUUGGUAGCCAAGGUGCUCCGGCCGUUCUUUGGACAGCUCAGUAUCUUCGCGUUCGAGUCUACUUAUGCAAUGGGGCGGGUUGACAGAGAGGCAUGCAUCUCGGGCUUGUUGAGAGAUCUUUUCGAUGAGCGAAGUAUAGUUAGACCACUAUAG